CAGCCAACUUCCGAGGCGGCCUCAUUGCCCAGCGGCCCCCAGCCUCUGACAGGUCCGGUCCGCCCUCGUCGCCGCGUCCUCGGCCAGCACCCCGCCCCUCGCCCCGGGACCCCCCAGCUCCACUUGCUUGCUCUCGCGGUUCGCGCACACACACCAUGGACAAGCUCUGGUGGCGCGCAGCCUGGGGACUCUGCCUCGUGCAGCUGAGCCUGGCGCAGUUGCAGAUCGAUCUGAAUAUAACCUGCCGCUACGCAGGUGUAUUCCAUGUGGAGAAAAACGGUCGCUACAGCAUCUCUCGGACGGAGGCACCUGACCUCUGCAAGGCUUUCAACAGUACCCUGCCCACCAUGGCCCAGAUGCAACAGGCUCUAGCCAAGGGAUUUGAGACCUGCAGGUACGGGUUCAUACAAGGCCAUGUGGUGAUUCCCCGGAUCCAUCCCAAUGCCAUCUGUGCAGCAAACAACACAGGAGUGUACAUCCUCACCUCCAACACCUCUCACUAUGACACGUAUUGCUUCAACGCUUCAGCUCCACUCGACGAAGAUUGUACAUCAGUCACAGACCUGCCCAAUUCCUUUGAUGGCAUAGUUACCAUAACCAUUGUCAACCGCGAUGGGACCCGCUACAGCAAGAAAGGCGAAUACAGGACGCACGAGGAAGACAUCAACCCCAGCCAACCUAUGGACGAGGACAUGAGCAGCGGCUCCUCCAGCGAAAGGAGCACUUCGGGGGGUUACACCAUCUUCCACACCCACCUGCCCACUUCACAACCGUCCACAGACCAAGAGGACGCCGGGGUCUCCGAGAACAACCCCACCACCACUUUGAUGAGCACUAGUGCUACGGCUCCUGAAACAGCAACCAAGAAGCAAGAGGCCCAGGACUGGCUUUCAUGGUUGUUUCAACCAUCAGAGUCCAGGAAUCAUCUUCUUUCAACAACAAUGUCUGGUACGGAUCCAAAUGCCAUUUCAACAGGCUGGGAGCCAAAUGAAGAGAACGAAGAUGAAAGAGACAAACACGUCAGUUUUUCUGGAUCAGGCAUUGAUGAUGAUGAAGACUUUGUCUCCAGCACCAUUUCAACCACUCCACGGGUUUCUGACCACACAGAACAGAACCAGGACUGGAACCAAUGGAGGCCAAGCCAUUCAAAUCCAGAAGCACCACUUGAGACAACCACAAGAAUAACUGAUGUAGACAAAAAUGGCUCCAAUGCUCAUGGAGAAAACCGGACCCAGGAACCACAGCCUCCUCUCACUCACCAUGAGCAUCAGGAUGAAGAGGAGGCCCCACAUUCAACAAGCACAACCUGGGAAACUUCUAGUAGUACAACAGAAGAAACAGCCACGCAGAGAGAACAGUGGUUUGGGAAUGGAUGGCAUGGGGGAUAUCACCAAACACCAAGAGAAGAAUCUCAUUCAACAGCAGGGACAACUGAAGCUUCAGCCCACGACGGCCAUCCAGAUCAAAGAAUGACAACACAGAGUCAAGAGGACGAUUUCUGGACUGAUCACUUUGACCCAAUCUCACAUCCAAUGGGACGAGGUCAUCAGACAGAAAGAACCAUGGAUGUGGACUCCAGUCAUAGUACAACGCUUCAGCCUCCUGUCGAUCCAAACACAGAUUCGGUGGAAGACGUCAACGGGACAGGACCUAUUUCAGUGACAACUCAGCACAGUCAUUCCCAGAGCUUCUCUACGUCACAUGGAGAACUGGAAGAAGAUAAAGAGCAAACAACCAUUUCUACUAUCACAUCUAGCAAUAGGAAUGAUGGCAGAGGUGGAAGAAGAGGUGGAAAUCCUCCUGAAGACUCCACUACCUCAUUGGAAGGUAAAACCUCCCACUACCCAGACACAAGGGAAAACAGGACCCUCAUCCCAGUGACCCCUGCUCAGCCUGGGGUCUUUGGAGUUACUGAAGUUCCUGUUGGAGAUUUCACCUCUAAUGUUGAUGGCUCUUUACCAGGAGACCAAGACGCAGGUGGGAGGUCCCAUACCACACAUGGAUCUGGAUCGGCUGGACAUUCAAGUGGGAGUCAAGAAGGUGGGGCAACCACGACUUCUGGGCCUAUAAGGAAACCCCACAUUCCAGAGUGGCUCAUCAUCUUGGCCUCCCUCUUGGCCCUGGCUUUGAUUCUUGCAGUCUGCAUUGCUGUCAACAGUCGGAGAAGGUGUGGGCAGAAGAAAAAGCUGGUGAUCAACAAUGGCAAUGGGACCGUGGAUGACAGAAAGCCAAGUGGACUCAAUGGUGAAGCCAGCAAGUCUCAGGAAAUGGUGCAUUUGGUGAACAAGGAGUCAUCGGAGACCCCAGACCAAUUUAUGACAGCCGACGAGACACGGAACCUGCAGAAUGUGGACAUGAAGAUCGGGGUGUAACAUCUACACCAUUAACUUGAAAAGAAACCACAGUUUGAAAUAUAACCAUUACAGGGAGCUGGGACACUUCACAGAUGCAAUGUGCUACUGAUUGUUUUAUUGGGGACUUUUUUUUAGCAUAAAAUUUUCUACUCUUUUUUGUUUUUUUGUGGUUUUUUUGUUUUGUUUUGUUUUUAAAAGUCAGGUCCAAUUUAUAAAAACAGCAUUGCUUUCUGACAUUAGGACUCAGUUAAUAAUCCACAAGAAUCUGACAGUUCCAGUUCCCCACUAGAGGCCUUCACCCCUUCAGGGUGUGCUAAAGAUGGCUUCUAACAAAGACCACAAAUACAUGUGUCUGAUUCCCAACCUUCUCCAUACCCUACCUCCCAGCUAACAGUCACCAGCUAAGGACAUUCCCGGAGGCUAAAAGAGAUUGGUCCCUGGGAGAAAAUCUGAAUGGGCCCAUAUUGUCCCUCCAGCAGCCCAUCCCUGGGCAUUGCUCUCCAGUGAGGGUAGGGGUUUGGGGUGUACUGGUUAUACAUCCCUUUUAACAAACAGACCCCCCUGGAAAUUUUUCAGAUGCUUCUGGGAGACACCCAAAGGGUGAAGCUAUUUAUCUGUAGUAAGCUAUUUAUCUGUGUUUUUGAAAUAUUAAACCCUGGUGGUCCUUUGAUCAGUAUGAUUUUUUUUUAGGUUACUUUGUCAGAGGCAUAAAAGGGUUUCAGCUGAUACAUAAUAAAUAUCUGUACUUCUUCCAUUUUAACCCUUUGUGCUGUGAUCCUUCUGUCUCUAAAACCAGCAACGCCUGGGUCUCUAGAGCUCAUUGGGAUAAUCUGAGAAUGGUCCUCCUUAAACUCAUCUCAGAGUCCCUGGACUCCCACUCAGGAUCCCUCAGCCAAACCUCACAGAUCAAGGAAGGCAGCACUGUUUGAUUUCUGAGGCUGUUCAAAAGCUUUCUCUUGGAUUCUGGAGUCAGAAUUGUGAGCAGAAGAGCUUCAGCCGCUUUGGGGUUUUAAUGGCCACCUUUCUGUCCCCUUGAAGGGUUUUGAGAAAUCAUAUUCCAUUUUUAUCACCUGCCAUUUGUGGGGUCCCAUUUCAUAGAUGCUGACCCUAGUGGUGAUUUCCAAAAAAACAUAUCAUUAUGCCUUUUGACCUCUCAUGAUUAUAAAUGAAAAAGUAUGGUCAGUGGCCAACUGAUUGGCAUAGGUUGGUGGGUGGGGGGGGUAUGUGGUAUAGAUCUUAUUCCACUGUUUUAUGGCAUAUUUGUUUGUCUGCCCCCCCCCCAUGCAGUUUCUGACUGGGAUGAGUUAAGUUCCUGGGGAAUCCCUCAAAAGGUUACAGGGUUUCUCACCACUGGAAUCUUAUCACCAGAAAAGCAGGUUUAUGGCUAAACAAGAGAAUAAUGGCUUUAUCCUCUGUCCUGUGUUUUUCCAACUUGGCAAGUCCUUUGGGGCACCUCUUCAUCAUUCAGGAUGUGCCAUUGGUCCUGGAACUUCCAGGGGCUACUCAUGACCGAUAAGGUUGACGCUCUCAAGUAAGGGUUCUCCCUUUUUAGGCUUCCAGAAAAGUCGUUCAUUGCCUGAACUGCUGUGCUUCACAGGCAAUGUUUUUCAAGUCAAAAAUAGGAGAAGAAGGGGGGAAAAAAUCCCUACUUAAAAAUGAGGACUGGUUUGUACAAAGAGUUGACAGGAAGGGUAUAUUUAAGGGAGAGAUGCAAACUUUCCACUCCUUCCCAACCGCUGCUCUUCCUACCCGCUCUGACCUUCUCCCUCCGCUCUGGCCACAAUCUUAAAAAGGAAAACUCCUUUCUCUCCUUCUAUGAAUGUUUUUGGCUACUUGCAUGUUCAGAUACCUGGUUUUCUUUUUUAUUUUCCUUUUCAAGUUGAAAGAAAAUGGACAUCAGUUUUCUCUGGGUUGUCACUCCCACCAGUAUUUAAAAAUUCCCCUUUUUUCUAAGGGAUUUCUUGGCUCUGCCACACACCCAGACAGGCUCCCUCAGGCUCUUUAACCUGAAUGCCACAAGCCACUCUGGGAUCGGCUUUAAGAGGGCCCUGCCAGGCUCCACCUGUCCCCCAGAUUCUUUUGGGGGCACAUUGGAGAGUCAAGUCUCACAGCUAGAGAUGAUUUCCCGCCCGUUCUAGACAUUUUCCAACAAACAGGCGGGGUAGGAAAUGAUUUGACAUAAUGGCCAUGACUCUGAAAGCAUAAUUUGACCACAUGUCAUUCCCACCAAUGACAUGCCAGGUGGCCUGGACUAAGUCAUUAAACUGGGCCCUUGUUACAAAAGUAAGGGGCCACCAUUUAACUAUAUCACAAAGCAACCCGAGAGCUUAAGGCAUAAUUUUCCCCGCAAUUGUCAAUCUUUUAUGUCUCCUGAGGGCCUUCCUUAAAUUAGCUCUGGGUGAAAAAAUCAAAUGAGGCAAAAGAUACCUCCAACUCCCCAUUUUGCAGGUUCUAGCCUGUCAACAUGUAUUCUUCCAGCAGAACCUCUCAAAAGGUUUUGCACUGAAGCCCAUAACAUCAAGAAUCAGUUUUGUGUCAACAUUCACUCAAUGAUGUCACAGCAGAGCAGUAGAAGAGAGGAAAUAUCCAACUUCUCUGGAAGAAUGAAAUGUCCUUAAGAACAAGAAGAACAGGUUCAUUGGCUUUUGUCCUAGGUGUGUCUUGUUGUAAGUCCUCGGUGUGGAGUUAGCAAAGACUGGCCCAUUGUUCAUGUUUGUACAAUGAUCAUUGCUAUUGCUACUUGGAUUUUUCAGAGCAUACCCUUCCUCUGGUUUUUGUAUAUUUAUUGAUGGACCAAUAAUAAUGAGGAAAGCAUGACAUGUAUUCUGCCCGGUUGAAAGCACUUAUUGGAAAAUAUUAAAAGGCUAACAUUAAAAGGCAAAAGGAAAUGGA
Marmota monax (woodchuck) is the source of this 5246-nucleotide messenger RNA. RefSeq names its product CD44 molecule (Indian blood group) (gene Cd44). Gene Ontology annotation, molecular function: cytokine receptor activity; hyaluronic acid binding. Gene Ontology annotation, cellular component: macrophage migration inhibitory factor receptor complex; basolateral plasma membrane; plasma membrane. The record is from RefSeq and is a predicted model, not a curated record. The transcript has 18 exons. Gene Ontology annotation, biological process: inflammatory response; positive regulation of ERK1 and ERK2 cascade; cell adhesion. Lineage: Eukaryota; Metazoa; Chordata; Mammalia; Rodentia; Sciuridae. The coding region runs from base 156 to 2372 and encodes 738 amino acids.